Messenger RNA from Lucilia sericata (common green bottle fly), 945 nucleotides. RefSeq lists its product as uncharacterized. The record is from RefSeq and is a predicted model, not a curated record. The coding region runs from base 1 to 945 and encodes 314 amino acids. Lineage: Eukaryota; Metazoa; Arthropoda; Insecta; Diptera; Calliphoridae. The transcript has a single exon.
AUGUUACCAAUUCGGUCACCAUCCCGCAAUACUUCCCAAACUCAAAAUAGUAGUAGUAUACAACAAGUUUCAAACGAUGACGCUAACUCUAACACUACACAACAAAACCAGACUCCUCAAACUGAGAACCCUUUAUUAACAGGUUGUUUUACACAAUCAAAUUACGAUCUUUGCGCUACGUCAGUCAAACUUCCUCAGUUUUGGACAAAUUGUCCCGAUGCUUGGUUUAUUCAUGCAGAAAUGCAAUUUACGACCAAAGGCAUAUCUUUAGACAGAACAAAAUAUGAAUACAUUAUUACAGCACUUCCACAAGAAGUAAUAAUAACUGUUCUAGAUAUAAUUCAAAAUCCACCACCUAAUAAUCUUUAUCAUAAUCUAAAAAAGGUAUUAGUAGAACGACAUUCACUAAGUGAAACUUCCCGGUUAGAGAAAAUUUUGUCAGAUAGUGAAAUGGGUAACAGAAAACCAUCCGAGUUUUAUCGCUCAUUGUCUUUAUUAGCUGGAACUAGUUUUAGUCCAGAUAUUUUGAAGAAAUUAUGGUUGAGGAAACUCCCAAAGAGUCUUAAUGUAGCUUUAACGGGAUCUAACCAUAACGACAUUAAUGAAAUGAUACAAUUAGCAGAUAAGAUAUGGGAAGUUAUGUUUAAUGGCGAAGUUGCCAAUAUUAAAGAACAUAACCCAACAAACAUUGAAUAUGUUGUCGAAAAUUUGACGAAAACCUUGUGCGAAAAUAUGACAAAAUUAUGCGUUGAAAUUAACUCCCUUAAACAGGAGUUCAAUGAUAGGCAACCACGUUCAUCUUAUCGAAAUAGGUAUAGGAGAAAUUCUCGUUCAAGAGUACGAUCUAGUAGUAGAGAUUGGUUAUGCAGAUAUCACUACCGCUUUGGAGAUAAAGCUAUUCGUUGUGAACAACCCUGUUCUUAUAAACAAAAUUCUUCAAACUAA